AACGUUGGUAAAACAGAAAGUUUGAAAAGCAGAAGUUUGACUGAGGGCGUUAGUCAGGCAAAAUCAGAUCUGAGAGAAGAGCGAACUAUGAGGGUCCUCGUGUUGGUGUUCUGGACGGUGAGGCUGCAGAUUACAGCGGACCGGCUGACCUCCGUCGUUGUCAAAGAAGGGGAAAGCGUGGUGUUGCCCUGUGACACUGGGAUUCCUUCUGCACACGGUCGGUGCAACACGACGUACUGGAUUGUCAGCUCUACACCAUAUAACUAUCCAGUCUCAGAUGGAAAGGUCAUAAAACAGCUGUCUGAGAAACUGAGUCUAACGGACGACUGCUCUCUGUUGAUGAAGAAGGUCACGACCUCUGACUCCGGACGCUACUACUGUCGACAGGACAGCUCUGGACAUAACGACGCUUUGGUUUAUCUGUCCACUGUUCGGUUGUCUGAACAGAAAGAGGUUGACGGGGUGACGUUGACCUGUGCAGUGACCGUAGGUGACCACCCCAACCUCAGGGUGGAGUGUGGAUCUGUAGAUGGAACAGACAGCUGGACGUCACAAUUUCAGUGCUCCAUCAGGUUCCCCAGCUCUGUCCUCCACAACAAUCCAGACUACCGUCGCUUGUUCGUCUGUAACGUGAGCAGUAAACUGAGAGACGAAGACGCUCAGACGUUCACCUUCAGAAUUCCAUCCACAGAAGAUGAGACUCAGAGUCUGAAGCUGAUGGUCAGAGAUGGAGGACAUGUGAGUCUGCCCUGUAAAGCUUUGCUGAGUCCAGAUGAGGACGCAGAUGCUGAUUGGUUCUUCACGGCUGACCCAAGUUCACCGGAAGUGAAGCUGCUCAGCCGCAGAGAAAAAACAAACAACGACCGACCUGAACUCAGCGUCACACAGGAGUUUUCUUUGGUGUUGGAGAAGGUGACGGUGAAGGACUUUGGUCAGUACACCUGCAGGAUCAACCAACCAGCUCGGAGCUCUCUGGUCCAGCUGUCUGUCAUUAACAUUUAUGCGGUUGAUGACACAAAGUUGGCCUGCUCAGUGUUGUCAUUCAAAGCUUGUGGACACUCUGUAGAGUGGUUGAUCAAGGGGGCAGAAGGUCAGGUGUCCCAGGAUGGCUGUUCAGCCCAGUUGACCUUCACCACUCCUCUGACCAAUCACCACGGCUGCUUCACCUGUAGAGUCAACGACAGCAGCAACGUGGCGUUGUAUUACUUUGGACCUCCGUCCUGUGAGGGAGCAGUUUCAGCUCCGGUUCUUCAGGAUCCACACUGGUGGAUUUACCUGGCCGUGGCCGUGGCCGUGGGCGUGGGUGUGACCGUCAUCCUGCUAACUGCUAUUAUUGUUGUGUGUCAGAGAAAACACAAAGGACUCAGACCUCAGACGGACAACGUUACGGAAACAGUUCCAGUGACUACUUCUCCUACAGCAACCAGUCACAGCACGGAUCUUGAAGAUGGCAUCUGCUACGCUUCUGUCAGCUAUACUCAGAGAGCGAAGACCAAAGAGAAGACUCACAUGAUGAUUGAACGGGACGAUGUCGAUGAUGACGUUAAUACGGUGACCUACAGCGCCGUGAAGACGUUCUCUUCUCGUGACAACGCUCCAGACUCCGGGAGUCUCUACGCUUCAGCAAAAUGUUAACUCAACAUGAAGAUGCUGCUAUGGCUAUGUUCAAACAGCGUGACAGAGAUAGAAAAAUACUUUUUGUUAGCAAUAGAUGGCGCUACCUCUCACAGGGGGAAAAAAAAUUGGCGAUUAUAAAUGACAUUUAUUUAAUGAAAAAAAAAACGAACUAAACAUUUACUAUAACAUAUGUAUGUACAUAGAUAUAACUAUAUAUGUACUGUAAAUUCAGUUUGAAUAAUUUAUUAUAUUAUUAUUAAUGUUGUUGUUGUUUCAUGGAGAAGAGCCUGAAAAUAACUACGGCCAGAACACUGUCAGAGUGGGCUGAACUGAACUGUAACUUCCUGUGGCUGUAGAGACGGACGGUUCAACCUGUGGUGAACAAUAACGGUGGCUUAAUCACAUGACACCUCGUCUAACUGUGACAUCAGCGUUUCUAUUUAACCCUUUAGCAGUUCUGGUUAAAAAGUACAACAUACAACUUCAUAUGAAGUCAGUUUGAAGGCCAUCUGUGAAGAGGUACACGUACAAAUGUAAAAACAAAUCUGUGAGAAAGAAAAACAGCUACGAAGCUUCCACAGGAUUUAGCCAAACUUGUUUUUUUGCCUAAAGGAGAUCUUCCUGUAUAUGUUACUGCAUUUACUUUGUAAGAAAUUGUCACCAAAAUUAAAGGUUUAUCUCAAUUUCAGA
Cynoglossus semilaevis (tongue sole) is the source of this 2307-nucleotide messenger RNA. RefSeq lists its product as uncharacterized. The record is from RefSeq and is a predicted model, not a curated record. Gene Ontology annotation, cellular component: external side of plasma membrane; membrane raft. NCBI's taxonomy places the organism in Eukaryota, Metazoa, Chordata, Actinopteri, Pleuronectiformes, Cynoglossidae. Bases 88 to 1635 code for a protein of 515 amino acids. The transcript is spliced from 10 exons. Gene Ontology annotation, molecular function: protein tyrosine kinase binding; MHC class II protein binding. Gene Ontology annotation, biological process: interleukin-15-mediated signaling pathway; positive regulation of ERK1 and ERK2 cascade; T cell activation.